AGUUGCUCGUAGGCGGUGGCAUUCAGCGCGCUGCGCAGGCGUGUCAACGGCCGGGUGGUGCCUUCCUCUUUCCUUCCCAUCUGAGCGUUCGGAGGGUUUGAGGUGCUGCCGCCAUUUUGUCAGGCGUCCCGGUGCCAGCUCGGCCGCGGCCAUGCGUCCCGGAGUGAAGCUGUUCGUGGGGAACGUGCCCGAGGAGGCCACGGCCGAGGAGCUGGGCGAGCUGUUCACGGGCGCCGUGGGCCCGGUGCUCGGCGUGGCUCUCAUGAAGCAGUUCGCCUUCGUGCACCUGCGGGAUGAGGCGGCCGCUGUCCGCGCCAUCGCCCAGCUCAACGGGCACCAGCUGCACGGCCGCCGCAUCGUGGUGGAGCCGUCCCGCCCGCGGCCCACCAACACCUGCAAGAUCUUCGUGGGUAAUGUUUCGGCGGCCUGCACCAGUGGAGAGCUGCGGGCGCUCUUCCAGCAGUACGGGCCCGUGGUGGAGUGCGACGUGGUGAAAGACUAUGCAUUUGUUCACAUGGAGAAAGAAGCAGAUGCAAAAGUUGCCAUCGAAAAUCUUAACGGAAAGGAAGUGAAAGGAAGAAGAGUCAAUGUGGAACUCUCUACUAAUGUUCAGAAAAAGGGGGCAGGACAAAAUGCCCAGGCAGGCACCAAUGCUGACAAGAGCAAGAGAGCAAGUGUGGACUUUAGAGAGAAAUAUCAACCCAAGAUCGACGGUUACGAGCAGCUUAGGCCUACAGACUCUACAUAUCCAUCAGUCUCUGCAGGAUACACUGCAUCCUCACUCUACGAUUAUCAGCAGCGCUUCGGUGGCACCAACACUUCAAGCAAAUACAACUCCUUUGACACUCAGACAAGGCAAGCAUCUCCCUCAUAUUUUGGAAGGGACAGAAGCCCAAUUCGACGAUCACCAACAAGAAUCGGCUUUGCCACUGUGUCGCUACCCAUGACAGCACAACCAGCAUCCUACAGAGCUCAGCCAUCAACCUCACUGGGUGCAACCUACAGAGCUCAGCCCUCUGCAUCUCUCGGAAUGUCUUACAGACCCCAGCCAACAACGGGACAGGCAGCAUCUUACAGGGCCCAGCCCUCGACCUCACUUGGAAAUACUUACAGAACCCAGUCCUCUGUUUCACUAGGAGCUUCUAAUACCCAGCCUGCAGCCUCAUCACUAAAUUCCUACAGCGCCCAGGCUGCUGCUGCUUACAACACCCAGGCUGCAGCUUCCCAGUUAGCCUCUUAUGGGGUCCAGUCCACAGCAACACUAGCAUCAUCCUAUGGAGCUCAGCCUUCGGCCUCGCAUGCAGCCUCUUAUGGUACUCAGCCUGUGGCUGGUUACUCAGCCUCCUAUGGAGCUCAGCCAACAGCCACACAUGCAGCCGCUGCCUAUGCAGCUCAGCCUGCAGCUGGUCACACAGCCACCUAUGGAGCCCAGCCUGUGGCCACACACGCAGCCGCCUAUGGAGCCCAGCCUGCAGCCAGCCACUUGGCUUCUUAUGGAGCCCAGCCUGUGGACAGCCACUCAACCUCUUAUGGCGCCCAGCCUGCAGCUACUCUCUCAGCCUCAUAUGGUGCUCAGCCUGUGGCUGGCCAUUCAGCCUCGUAUGGCGCCCAGCCUGCAACUGCUCUCGCAGCCUCGUAUGGCGCCCAGCCUGUGGCCGGUCAUUCAGCCUCGUAUGGUGCCCAGCCUGUGGCCGGUCAUUCAGCCUCCUAUGGCGCCCAGCCUACAGCUGUGCUCUCAGCAACCUAUGGCACCCAGCCUGCAUCCACUCUGGCUGCAUCUUAUAGCAAUCAGUCUGCAGCAGCUUCCUACAAAUCACAGGUCCCUGCUCCACUGACCACACCCUAUAGAACACAGUCUUCAAACUCAAUGUCUGCUUCAUAUACAGCACAGCAGCCCUCCUCUGUUCCCUUGGCAGUCACUUUCAGAGCUCAGCCUGUGACUGCAUAUGAUGGGCCAACCCAGCUUGGACAACAAGCAACCCCGUAUUUGGGACUGUCUCAGUCUUCUGCUGCUGCUGCUGCUGCCAUCGCACCACCAUACGAACGCACCCGCCUCUCUCCUCCACGGAGUGCUGGCUAUGACGAUCCUUUCAAAAAAUCAUCUGCUUUGGCUAAAAGGUACAGUUCUGACCGCCGUUUAUCUGACCUCUCAGAUUACCGUCGUUUAGCAGACUCGCCACUUGUGUACCGUCAUUCGCCGACAAAGUCCCCGCUGGAUUAUCGCCGUCUUCCAGAAGCGCAUUCCGACUAUGCCCGUUAUUCGGGUGCCUAUGGCGAUUAUAUGCAUACUGCUCGGCUACAUUCUAAUUACCAGCGCCGCCUGUAGUGGGGUUGGGGUUCCUGUUCCAGAUGGGGGCAGUAUCAUUGAUUACAUGUUCCCCAUUGGGACACGCUUUCUUAGCAUAAAGCCAAUCUGCGUCUUUACUAGGCUGGCUUCCUCAUUCAGUUCUCUGCAGAUUCUGAGUUAUUAAAUUUCCUUCCCUCCCAUGUUAUCUCAGGUGUCAUUACAGCCUGUCAUUUUGGCUCUGUUCCUUCAUGUCACUCGAUUAAAGAAUUAUUUGAGGCGAUAGUAUGAGGCGUCUCUGAGACAUGCUACUACAUCCAACACAAAUAGCAUUCUCCUGGUCUUUACUUUGGGGGAUUUUAUUUUCAGCUGCCUUUUUUGUUGCGUUUUUAGAAUGAUCUGAAUUUAUGAUCUCAAGAAGAACCUGGCCUGCAACCCCAGGAACAAUGUAGAUGACUGCUGCACAUUGUGUUUUUGAAAGUCGAAGACUCGAGUUCCUUCGUGCUCCAGUAGGGCUAAAAAUGCCAUAGCAUAUCUGGAAUCGGUUUUUGUUUGCGACUCCUGAUGCUAAUGUCUCCAUUAGUAAGACAUAAGCUGCUCAUGCAGGAUUCCUAAUAAAUACAGUUCACAAUGACUGUUGCUCAGUAUUGUUUUUAUAACCCGAGCAAUUGCUUUCUCUGAAUAGAAGAGCAAAUGCUCUUUUAUGUAACAUGAAAAUCCUUUUUCUUUUUACACCGGUGUUAAGUUUGCAGUAGAUGUGAUGUUCGAAUCUAUACAUCUGAAAUGAGUUAGUUUUUGUAUUGACUGUAAAUAAAAUGCGGGCUAUUUACAGUUUAGAAAGUUGUCUGGUGUAUUUUUUCUUCCAGUUUAAUUGGUUUCAGGGGUAAUGUCCCAUGUUCUUUAACUCUCUUCCUUUCAUCCUAAAGGUAAAUCAAAGGACUUUAAUGAGUGCAUACAUACAGCACCACUGCAAGGCAGCCAGCUCUAGGGAAGAAAUGUGGUAGCCAACUGGUGCACAACAGUAAAGAGAGCUGGAGUAUUGUCCAAGAGCAGGCCAGAUCUCUGUUCUUAACAUGUGCUGUAAGAUUUGUUGUUAGACCAUAGGUGUGCCCCAUAACAGACAUAUCGGCGGUCCCUGGGAGCUUAUAGUUUAAACAGAAAAUGUGCUUGGGAGAAGAGCAGUGGGUGACUUCAUUUCCUAAAGUGGGUCAACACCUCAUCUUAAUUCCCAUUCCAAAGUACCUCUCCCCAGGACACUGCCUGGUACCAGAUUCAUCUACCUCUGCAGCGUGGAGCUCUCCAUCAGCUCUUCUGGGCAUUUAAACCUGCAAUUUGAAGGUAUUAGGUGUUUGCCAUCUAUAUGAUGCCAGAAUUGAACUUCCAGUCCCUGCCCUGAAUUUGUUACAGCAUAAAUUAGAUCAACAUGGAGCCUGAAACUGAUAAAGGACAGGCAUAGAGAAGGGAAGGACAAGCGUUAAGGAAAUGUCUUGCCUUGAGAGAAUGUUCUGAAUUUUCUAAGUAAGGCAGAGUAGCUAGGAAGAAGCAAGUGGCCUACAUGUUUAAGGGCAGGCUAAAGGAAUGAUUUCUGAAGGACUGAAAACAGUGGGGACAGGAAAAGGAUGUCUCUGCAUGAACACUAGUGUGGAAUCACAGAGGUGAGGUUAGCAAGAGAGGGGAGAAGAGGUGAGCUGUGAGUGCAAGGAUCAAGGAGACCCAUCUUCAAGUGGAUUGGGGUGGGAGUGGAUUUGAUGAACGUUAGAAAAGAUGAUCAGACGAGAAUGGUUGUGGCUUGCUGGACUUUAGGGGGAUGUUACAUCUGCAAGGAUUAAGGAUAUUCAAAAUCCCAACUUGCUUCCUGGACU
Molecule: messenger RNA, 4146 nt
Organism: Terrapene triunguis (Three-toed box turtle)
Lineage: Eukaryota; Metazoa; Chordata; Testudines; Emydidae
Product: RNA-binding protein 14-like
Exons: 3
Coding region: 152-2326 (724 amino acids)
Biological process (GO): mRNA splicing, via spliceosome
Cellular component (GO): nuclear speck; cytosol
Molecular function (GO): mRNA binding
Source: RefSeq, a predicted model, not a curated record